Messenger RNA from Rhincodon typus (whale shark), 626 nucleotides. RefSeq names its product metallothionein-like. Lineage: Eukaryota; Metazoa; Chordata; Chondrichthyes; Orectolobiformes; Rhincodontidae. The record is from RefSeq and is a predicted model, not a curated record. The coding region runs from base 335 to 619 and encodes 94 amino acids. The transcript has 3 exons. Gene Ontology annotation, molecular function: metal ion binding.
CUGCGUUCUGUGAGCUGGGAGAGCGAUGGGAAAGCAGCUAAUGUCCAGACAGAAAACAUCAAACGUCAGGUCAAACAGAAAGUGCUGUCCCUGCCUCCCACAGACCGUGAGGCUGAACCGUGUUGCAGACGCUCGGAUUCUGGCUGACUCCAACAGGAAAUGUUGUCACAUUGCACCGAUUGAGAAAUCUUUCAGGACCGUGUUGUGAAUGAAGGAAGCGGCUGCAGUUCAAACCUUCAGCUGAUGACUCAGUCAGGUGGCCCGUGUGCGUUCAGGAAGCUCCGAGCCGCCCGUUCCCUGGUUUUGCAGACGGUUGGCCUGCCAGCACAAACUCAUGAAGCUCGGCUCGGCUUCAGCGAACGGCACAAGAUCGAGAAGCUCGGAUUGGAGACGGAUCGAAGCUGCAGAACAAGUUGGUGAGAUGUCGGACUCGAAGCCUUGUGUGUGCCUGGAUGGCUCCUGCACCUGUGCAAACACCUGCAGAUGCUCCGACUGUCAAUGUGCUGUCAGCGGAGCUGGACGCUGCCAGAAAUGUCGCUGUCCUGCAGCAUGCGCCAAAUGUGCCAAUGGCUGUGUGUGUAAAGGGAAAACCUCUGACAAAUGUAACUGCUGUUCGUGAACAACAC